This is a messenger RNA of Penicillium cinerascens, 1572 nucleotides long. RefSeq names its product transposase. Lineage: Eukaryota; Fungi; Ascomycota; Eurotiomycetes; Eurotiales; Aspergillaceae. Bases 1 to 1572 code for a protein of 523 amino acids. Gene Ontology annotation, molecular function: DNA binding. Gene Ontology annotation, cellular component: nucleus. The record is from RefSeq and is a predicted model, not a curated record. The transcript is spliced from 2 exons.
AUGCCUAAAAAUUCUAAAGAAACCGAGGAUCGACUCUCUGUUGCUUUGCGUGUGUAUCAUGAGCGCAAGAAACCAAAAAUCGCACCGUUGGCGCGUGAAUUUGGCGUUUCCUACCAGCAGCUGAGGGGUUGCGUUCGCGGUCGCAAAUCUCGUUCGGAGCGUUCUGGCCCAAAUAAGGCGUUGGAUAAUGCCCAGGAACAGGCAUUAAUUGCCUGGAUAGGCAUUCUAGAUGAUGCAAAUAUUUCGCCGACUCCGAAGGACAUUGAAAGCUGUGCAAAUGAAAUUUUGGCGCGCAAUGGUUUUGAUCGACGCGUCGGUAAAAACUGGGCUUACGACCUCCUCAGACGCCUCCCCAGCGACUACAAUCAUAUCAUACAGAAGCCAAUGGAGGCAGAGCGAAUGGAUGCCGAGAGACUACCGACAAUAAUCGAUUGGUUUCAUCGCUUAGGGGUAGCGCUAAAGCACUACAAAAUUGGGCCAAAGAAUAUCUACAAUUUCGAUGAAUCAGGCUUCCAACUUGGCCAGGGAAAAUUCCAACGGGUGCGCGCCUUUCAAUGGCUUCAACAUUUUGACCAGCAUACAAAAUCCCGUCUUACACAGCGUGGGGAUUAUCGAUUUCUUUUCAUGGAUAACCACCCAUCACAUAUAUGCUUCGACUUUAUCAACUACUGCCAGAACCACAGAAUUAUUCCUUGGGGAUUCCCUCCGAAGCUCACGCAUCUCCUACAACCCCUGGACGGAAAGCCAUUCCAGCAAUACAAGCACUACUACCGGCAGUACAAUAAUAAGACUAUACAGUGGGGUGGCUCUAUUAAAGAGAAGGCAGAUUUUCUUCGCCAAAUCCAUGCUAUUCGCAUGAAGACUUUCAAAGAUACAACUAUACGGCAUUCAUUCAAGCGCUGUGGGCUAUGGCCAUGUGAUUCUGAAGUCAUUUCCCAAGAACUUCGUGGUGAGGACGGGCCAGAUCUAGUGGUAUACGACCAGGGCAGGGAGUAUGAGUUACCAGAGUGGAAUUGCAAUCACUUACCAGAGUAUGGCCAAGAAUCUAGGCCAGAAACUCCGCCGGCAUCAAGCUCUACUAUCAACUCACCACCAACGACGUUGACAAAGCUGCGACAAGAUAUUACUAAGGCCCAGAAGAGCAUGGCAGCCCUUACAGAAGUCUCCGCAGCUGCUAACGCUGAUGCAGCCAAGAUUGCGCGGCAUCUUGACUUCAUUUUCGAAGGUAGCCUCACCCAGGCGGAAUUAGCUGCCCAGACCACGGCAGAUAUGAGACGCAUGCUUGCCAAUAGGGAGGGGGCCCAGGCCCCUAAAACCCGCCGCCAAAUUCGUACAGGGGGCCCUCUCUCUGUCAGGGAUGCGAAUGCCCUCAUACAAUCGCGGGAUAUUGUAGAGGCAGAGAAAGAGAGGCGGAAGUGGGCGCAGGAUGCCAAGAAACAGUGCGAUGAAAUGCUGCGCAAUGGCCAAUUACAAGCCGCGGAGAAUCAGAGAAGAGAGGCAGAGCUUAGAUGGGAGACUGGACCGGACGGGGAGCUAUUUUAUUGUAUAGACAGACAGGGUAUGGUGCUGUAA